Messenger RNA from Ostrea edulis (European flat oyster), 7285 nucleotides. Its product is annotated as repulsive guidance molecule B-like. The record is from RefSeq and is a predicted model, not a curated record. Gene Ontology annotation, biological process: BMP signaling pathway. Lineage: Eukaryota; Metazoa; Mollusca; Bivalvia; Ostreida; Ostreidae. Gene Ontology annotation, cellular component: plasma membrane. The transcript has 4 exons. Bases 4305 to 5681 code for a protein of 458 amino acids. Gene Ontology annotation, molecular function: coreceptor activity.
CUGUGGUUACUAUUUGGGAGAAUGCAUGGACAAUAUUAUCUUUGAUACUGUGUCUUUGGCCAUUGUGACAUUUUUUUCUGACUAGUCAUGAAAUCACAUUUAACUUUGCUUUGGCCCUUUGCACGGCACUUCACCUACAGCUGGUGACGUCUCGACACGAGUGAAACAUUCUCGAAUGGACAUAAAACAAACUAAACUUGUAAACAUCGUCAUUCUCACAUUCAUGAUCAUACAUUUACAUUACAUUUAUGUGUGUGUGUUGAUGGUCUUGAUGAAGGAGAUGGCUUGCAAAUGCUUUUAGUCGGCUGUCUAAUCAUAUUCUUCGAAAAAAUGAGAGUUUUCUUUUUAAAUUUGGGCCCCGUUUCCUCUAAGUUCCAAAAUCCGCACACGCAGCCUUCACAAGUACCAUCUUUCUGUCGUAGAACUUGUUUCUUCAUAUUUACAACAUUUCUAAAGUUACAGCAAAAACUGACAACUUGGCAUUUUUUAUAGGUCUGAUUUUGCACGAUUUCAAUAUGGUGCGAGACGUUAGCAUAGUUUAUUAUUUUUUACCAUAUCUGGCGUGUCAACAGAGAAAUCUUAUCUCACAGAGGCAGACCUACAAGAAAGGCUUGUCGCCAUGUUAUGAAAGAAAUCUGGACAGCAUGAUACAUUUUCCUUAUUAUUUUUUCAUUAAAUGUUCACACAUGAUCUGUGUUGCCUAUACCGAUUUCAGUCUUUUCCUCUGCUAUUUUCAUUGAAGAUGAAUUUACAUCUACUUAUUUUUAACUUAAGCGCACGGAUCAUUUCCGCUGAAAGGGUAGGGGGCGGUAUCAAUCUGCGUAUUGAAACAACUUCCUGUCAGUCAUUGAAAACAGAACACGAACAGUUUUCGCGUUUGUGGCAUAUAUUUAUAUUUCUUUUUAAAAUCUACGUUAUGAAUAUCAGUGUUUGAUGUGUCUUUUAUUAUUUCUUUGAAAAAGAACUAACCUGCUCUCCUUAAACCGAUCGAACAAAGGAAUCGGACUUGGUUUCAAUUCUUGGUGAAAUAUCCGUUUAUCAUCAGACAUGCACCUUUGACAUGUUAACUACACAUAAGCACAUAAUUAGCAUUGCCAUAUUUUGUUAAAUAUGUCAUACUAGUGUAUGUUAUUUGAGAAAUAAAUCUUAUUUUUGAAAAUAACACAAGAGUAUCAACUGCAACGCUUCAUGCCAGCAAGCUGCAGAUCUGUUGCUGUUUGGGAAAAUAUUGGAACAGACCAGAGAGCUACAGAUCCACCCAUUAUAAAGCAUUGUAGUAUGAAAAGUUCAAUAUCAAAAAAUUCCUUACAUAUUUUCCCAUUAUACCUGUUUCCAAACUUUCCUUCAAAUACUCAUUAAAACCCCACACAACCCGAAAAUCCACAGCUUCAAACGACUUCGUUUGUUAACGUAGCCAUGUUAGGUACCCAGUCAAAUCGAACCUCGUUGCUGUUUGUAUCUAUUCGUAUUAUCAAAUACAUGUACGAGGUAUGUAUCCGGUCUUCAUUUAUCAUAGGCACGAAUGAAUUCCAAAUUUCUGAUUUUUCUAGACGUAAAAUAAACUCUUGAAUAUAGAAAAUGUUAUAAAAGCCUAGUUUGAUCCCUUACACUCCAUUUUGAUAGCAAAGUAGCAGGGGUGGGGACCAAACUAUAUGAAAGUCGUAAAUUUAGUUCAAUAUUAAAGUUCAAGUUAUUUAAAUAAUUAUCUUUUUACGGAACUGGCAUGGUUUCAUCCAAAAUAUUUCACUUCAGAUAUUUUAUGGAAUAUUAGUUCAUACAGACAUUGUGGUUUCAAAGUGUACGAGUGUGGAAAUGAACGGGGUUCGAUAUGACUGGCUGCCGAACAUUGCUACGUUAACAAGCGAAGUCAUUUGAAGCUGUGGAUUUCAGGUCGCAUAGGGCUUUAAUGAGUAUUUGAAGGUAAGUUUGGACACAAGUAUAAUGGGGAAAUUUGUAAGGGUUUUUAUAUGAUUUUUUUUAGACGGCAAUGCAAGAGUUCAACGAUAUAAGGCCUCAACUGUGCGCAUUUUUUCUGCGUCGUAAAUGGCAUAUUUUUAAAAAUGGGUUGAUCCGUAGCUCUCUGGUUUGUCCCAAUAUUCCCCCUUAGAGAACUACAGAUAUGCAGCUACACACUAGUAUACUUCAUGAAACGCAUUGUAGAGUUGAAAUAGAUGCACUAUAUUCAUCAAGAUUCAUACGCGCAAUGUCCAUACUGCAACGCAUUCAUGAAGAAAUGACCACCAUUACAAUUCGUAAUCAUGUCAGAAAAAAAUUGGAAAUGUAAACAUUGUAUGUUGACGAGUUGCAGAAGUGUACAUCACUAAUUUAGGAAUGAACAUUAACAAUUCAUACCAAACAUAUAUGAAAAAAUGUAGCAAAAUGUGCUUUAACACACACUCUUCUUCAGUUAUAAUCAUUUAUCCCCGAUAAUUUUAUGUGUAUUUUGAUGAUCAUUUAAGACAUAAAUUUCAUUUUUGAAAUAUACAUGAGGGCAUGAACUGCGACGCUUUACGCAUGCGCGUUAGCGCUUCAUUGAAAAACAUGUCGGCGUGAAGCGUCGCUGUGAUACUUUAAUGUAUUUUCACAAAUAAAAUUUAUAUCUUAUAUUUGCAUUCUAUUUUCAUUUCUGUCGAGAACUCCCAGGCAAUAGCAGUACUACAUGUAUAUUCAUCAAGAUCCAUACGCACAUCGUUUAAUUCACAUUUAGGAGGAAAUGGCUAUCAAUUGAUAUCGAAGGCAAAAACAUUGGAAAUGUAAAUAUUCAUUAAUAAUGGGGUUUUUUUUUCAACAUUGUUUUCCCGUCGGACCUCACCAGUCCUAAAGCUGCUUCCUAAGCAAAACUAAAUGUUUCGAAGAUCCGAUAGUUCAAAUGAUUCGCUGCAUGUAUAUCUAUGCCUAGCAUUUUUUAUUACUUUUUUAAAAAAAAACCAACUUUUAGUCUAGUGAAGUCGGUCGUGAGUCCUCUGUAUUCCAAUCACCAGACAUUACGUCAGAUUGUCAUUUUUAUCGCAUUACAUUCAUACUGAUCCUAAGCCCUGCGUCUGGAGACAAUGCUUGGAAACUUACCAAGACGCAAGUAUAAGUAUGCAUUGAACGGUGCAAGUCUGUCACAUGAUGAAGGAUAAUGCACAUGCAGCAAUAUCUAUUUCAUUUUAUACAUACAGGAUCAAAUACGCACGCGAUUCCUCGAUACCCCUUUCUUCCUUUCUUACUUUCCUUUUCUUUCUUUCUUCCUUUCUUUCGUGUAAACUACACAUAAUGCCAUUUGUUGAUUUGAAGAAGAUCUAAUACUAUACACUUUUAAAAUAAUCCUAUUUUUAUUGCGAUACUUUUCCUCCUAGAGGAGGGGGUGUAUAUAGCAUACAGAAAUUUUACCUAAUACGCUCACCACUUUAGAACUGAAUAUGUGGCAAAUAUAUAAUCAGCAACAUGGCCAGAAUGUAAGAUUGUACCUAACUUCGUUUCUAUUUGAUUAUGAUUCAUUAGUUCGUCUUGAAAUGUAUAAGAGGCAGUUUUUGAGUUUUAUUUAAUCCCGAAUUCAAAUACUUUUACUUUCACAGCCUUGGCAAAUAAAAUGGUAACAUUGUUGAGAUCUUGUGAAUCACAGUGUAAAUAUAAAGGUGUGAGGCUCUUGUCUUUGAUACGGCACGAAAUAUUUCCAUUUAUAUCACCACUUACAACGACAAGGGUAUUGUUGGCGAAUUUAUAUAUUUGAUCUGGAAAUUAUUUGCACAUUGACAAAAUCCCCCAGAAUGAAGGUUUCACGACUUAGUUGACAAGAUUUUCCUUUUUUCCAUUUUACAAGCUGUAUUAGAGGAAACAAGUUGAGGAGGGGUUGAGAAAACAAGGAGGUUAUUUGCACGUGGUCGCCUUAAGAUUUUUUCUUCUUCUUUCUAUAGCACUUCAAGUAUAAGCCGAAUUGAACACAAUGGUCGCAUUAUGAAAUAUGUGGUGAAGUUAUAUAUUAAAUUCCGCGCACCUGCCGAGAAAAUUAUAACUAUAUUAUGACGGAACUAAAUGGUGCGAAAAUUCGACGGUGGUAAAAAUCCAUAUAAACAUUGUUUUACUUCGAGGAUCGUAAAGUAUAUAGUUUUAUAGCAUAUUAUGUUGUGUCAAUUGGAUGUAAGUUUCCCCCCUGUGAGAGAUAUAGACACAAAAAGAAUGAAAUGAACAGCUGAACAUAUUCUAGGGAAAACUUUGAGGUGUAUGACUUCUGGUGAAUCAUUCCAGAGAAAAUAAUUUGUGAUAAAUAAAAUGUUUGACUGUUUUGUUACAAUGAACAUUUUGAUGGUGAAGUUAAACAUAUGGUUGUCUUUCUAAAACUGCUCGAGCGAUUCAGAGAAUAUCGGAGUGAACGUUCGUCGACAGGCCGAGUUCCCUCCGUCACAUACGAAUGGAAGGAGGUUAUGGCCUCGUUGUCUUGCCCACCUAUGCCCCCUAUUUUAAGCUUGGUGGUCAUUUUCAUUCUGGUGUACUUAAUCGAUUCAAGCAAUGCCUGUGGAAUGCAGUUGUGUAAUGACCGUUGGAGGACUGCUGAAGACGCGGCAUACAGAGGCUUGAUCAAACCGCGUAAUGGUGAAGAUCCUAUCUGUGUGGCUCAUAGAACUCACUUGGUAUGCCUGAUUGCAGAAGGCGUGAACUGCAAAACCAAUUUACAGUACCAACUAGCCAAACGUGCGGUCAUCCACAAAAUGAAGCAGUUGGGUUGUAAUGAUGUUGGAGAUAUUUUCAAUAUGACAAAUGUUGAUCCCCGUCGGCCUAGGUUGCCAGUGAGAGAUAAUUUGAUAUGCACUUUUCGAAGCAGAGACCCAAACAAACCAAUUCAAUACCAGCACUGUGGGUUAUUUGGUGAUCCUCAUUUGAGGACAUUUAAGGAUGAGUUUCAGACUUGUAAGGUGGAAGGUGCAUGGUCACUGGUUCAGAACAAACACAUUGUGGUUAUGGUCACGAACAACCCUGUGAAAGACCAUGUAGCAGCUACUGCCACAAGCAAGUUAACUGUUGUGAUAAAGAAGAAUGAUGACUGUGCUUCACAUGAUUUUGUGACCUACAAAGCUCAAACCAACGAUCUACCGGGCACUUUUGAAAACGGCCACUCUCAUGCUGGUCCUGAUGAAAGUGUGGCCAUUAGAGUGAUGGACCCAGGGAAACAUGUUGAAAUUUACUUACGGUUCAUUGAUACAACUAUACGGGUGCGACAAAUUGGUCGCUAUUUCACAUUUGCCAUGAAAAUGCCACAAGAAAUUGUGGGACAGUCAUUAGAUGAUGAUACUCAGCAAUUGUGUGUGCAAGGAUGCCCCGAACAGGAGCAAAUUAAUUAUAAGAAAUACCUGGCCGAUAGACGGAAAAUUAUAGACCUGCAUCAGGGUGAUAUUGCAAUGACCAGCGAACGAGCUAGUGAGUUGUGUAGGCAGUCACAAGUCGUGGAUUUUUACUUUGAUUCGUGUGUGUUUGAUCUCAUGACCACGGGAGACAAAAAUUUUACCGUAGCAGCACAUCAGUUGUUAGAGGAUUUAACAGACCUAUCACCAGACAUUGUUAAAACUCAGGAAAACAGAACAUAUUUGGAAUACGAUGAAAUCCAUCUGUCAAGUGGUUAUAGAAUUCAUAGUAACUUUAUUUCCUGGACUUGUGCUUUAGCAGUUUUCGUAUGUUUACUAUUAGAACACGCGACUUCAUAACAAAGGUAACAUAUUCAGACAUUGGCAAAAGACAUUCAUGCCGCUUUCAAUAUUCAUAUUUUUUCCUAGUUGAACAACGGAGAAAAUUUCCAACAGCAUUUUCACAAUUCCAAAAUUUUAGGGAAGCAGCUCUCUUAGUGUUAUGUCGAAGCAUCUGGAUCUGCCAUUACAUGGUGCUUCGCAACAAAGUCAAUUGUUUUCUUGAUUGUUGACUUUUGGCAGGUAGAACCUGCCCUAGUCAUUCUGUUACAAAAUAAAGAUGCUGCAAUUAUGGAAGAUAAUACAUCUACUGUACUCGGAAUCACAAUCAUCUUGGCACUUGUGAGAAAAUAGGUCGUGUUUUUUUUUUUUACUUGGAAUGAUCUAAAUCAAUUUCUUUUUAUAUCUCUUGAAGUUGGCUCAGAACAUAUGGGCAUCUAAAUACUGUAGCAGUAGCAGUAUGUUGUCAGCAUCUAGAUGCAUACACAUUGGUAAUGUCGCAACACAGAAAUUGAUUUUUCAUUUUUCUCAGUGAUGCUGGAUAUAUGGAAAGAGACAUGAAUUUUUUGAAGCCGAGUCUGAAUAUGACUGUAUCAGAUUUUAUUUUGUUAUGAUUAUCUGCAAAAACCCCUCUUUUUCGUAAGAAUUUGAGACAUUUGUUUGGAACAUUACUAAAGUAUAUAUGCUACCUUUGUUGAGUAAUUGAUGCCAAAAGUACAGUAUUUUGUUAUAUACAUGUAUAUGCUGAAUUAUUACAAAACCCACCUUAUAUUGUAGUGUCAUUUGAUGGGCUUUUGUUGAGAUACAAGUGAAAAUGAAGUUUGAUUUUUUUGUACAUAUAUUUUUUUUUUAUGUACGUAGUGAUUGGUGUACAUGUGUGGUUAUAGAGUGUAUGAGAUACACACUGAACAAAUGAUGUGUGAUAAAUGUGGAGAAUGUCUGACAUUGGAGUGACAUGGGAGAGAGUGUCUGACAUUGGAGUGACAUGGGAGAGAGUGGUGGAACAAUUUCUGUAUGUGUGUGUGUGACAUAAUUACCAACUGCUGAAUACACUAAACCAUCACUUUAUUAUUGGAUGUUUUCAGUAGUUUUAAUGAUGUGAAACUUCAUAGCUUGACAAUGCAGAGUAUAUUGAAUUCCAUAUGUAUUCAGUUGUGUUUUUGGCCCUCUUGUUCUUUGCGUCAGUCUUGUUUAAAUAUAAGCCUUCAUAUUGAUUUCUUCCUCUGAAAUAUCUUGGCUUUUUUAAGAAGCCCAACCACAGAGAUUUAGUGUUAUUAAGUGUAAAUUCUAGAGACCUAGGCUAUCAAAAGAUACCCAAAAAGCUUUUUAAAACUGUUUGUUUAAAUAAAGAUUGAACAACUUGUUUGCAACUUUUAGGCUGGUGUGAUCAAACUUAACCCAAACUAAAUAUUGCAUAAUUUGGAUAUUCACCCUCUAGUCCACAUAACAUUGUGUGUAUCCACUCCUGUAGUUCCUAUCUUAACAAUAUAUUACCAACCUAAGUGACCAAUGAGGAGAGGGCCAGAAUCAACUGAAAAAAAUAGAGUCAACAUGUGGAAGGACUCUCCAACUCUUCAGAAAACAAUAAAAAAGCAAUAAAAUUGUUUUAAGAACAUUUAAGAAAA